Octodon degus (degu) is the source of this 2978-nucleotide messenger RNA. It is a transcript of the gene Mkln1, whose product is annotated as muskelin 1. The record is from RefSeq and is a predicted model, not a curated record. Gene Ontology annotation, cellular component: cytoplasm. Gene Ontology annotation, molecular function: protein binding. Bases 30 to 1934 code for a protein of 634 amino acids. Lineage: Eukaryota; Metazoa; Chordata; Mammalia; Rodentia; Octodontidae. The transcript is spliced from 16 exons.
UCGGCCGCAGCCGCUACGGCGCUGACAAGAUGGCGGCUGGCGGGGCUGUCGCUGCGGUUCCUGAGUGCCGGCUUCUGCCCUACGCGCUGCACAAGUGGAGCUCCUUCUCUUCUACCUACCUUCCCGAGAACAUUUUAGUGGAUAAACCAAAUGACCAGUCUUCAAGAUGGUCUUCAGAGAGCAACUAUCCUCCCCAGUACUUGAUUCUAAAGCUUGAAAGGCCUGCUAUAGUUCAGAAUAUCACGUUUGGGAAAUAUGAAAAAACGCAUGUCUGCAAUUUGAAGAAAUUUAAAGUCUUCGGUGGGAUGAAUGAAGAAAAUAUGACAGAACUAUUGUCUAGUGGUUUAAAGAAUGAUUAUAACAAAGAAACAUUUACCUUGAAGCAUAAAAUUGAUGAACAGAUGUUCCCUUGUCGAUUCAUUAAGAUAGAUGGCUUGUUCAAUCAGUAUAUCAGUCAACAGGAAUAUAAACCACGAUGGAGUCAAAUCAUUCCCAAAAGCACCAAAGGUGAUGGAGAAGACAACCGGCCAGGAAUGAGAGGGGGCCAUCAGAUGGUUAUUGAUGUUCAAACAGAGACUGUUUAUUUGUUUGGUGGCUGGGAUGGAACACAAGAUCUUGCUGACUUCUGGGCAUACAGUGUGAAGGAGAACCAAUGGACAUGUAUCUCUAGAGACACUGAAAAAGAGAAUGGCCCAAGUGCCAGAUCAUGUCAUAAAAUGUGCAUUGAUAUUCAAAGGAGGCAAAUCUACACAUUGGGACGUUAUUUGGAUUCCUCUGUGAGGAACAGCAAAUCUCUGAAAAGUGAUUUCUACCGUUACGACAUUGACACAAAUACAUGGAUGUUACUAAGUGAAGAUACUGCUGCUGAUGGAGGACCGAAAUUGGUGUUUGAUCAUCAGAUGUGUAUGGAUUCAGAAAAACAUAUGAUCUACACCUUUGGCGGUAGAAUUUUGACAUGUAAUGGCAGUGUAGAUGACAGCAGAGCCAGUGAACCACAAUUCAGUGGAUUGUUUGCUUUCAACUGUCAGUGUCAAACCUGGAAACUUCUUCGAGAGGACUCCUGUAAUGCUGGACCUGAAGACAUCCAAUCUCGGAUAGGACACUGCAUGUUAUUCCACUCAAAAAAUCGUUGUUUAUAUGUUUUUGGUGGACAGAGAUCAAAAACCUAUCUCAAUGAUUUCUUUAGUUACGAUGUGGACUCUGAUCAUGUAGACAUAAUAUCAGAUGGCACCAAGAAAGACUCUGGAAUGGUUCCAAUGACAGGAUUCACACAGAGAGCAACCAUUGAUCCAGAACUAAAUGAAAUACAUGUCUUAUCUGGACUCAGCAAAGACAAGGAAAAGAGAGAAGAGAAUGUCAGAAAUUCAUUCUGGAUUUACGACAUUGUGAGGAAUAGUUGGUCUUGUGUCUAUAAGAAUGAUCAAGCUGCAAAGGAUAAUCCAAGUAAAAGUCUACAGGAGGAGGAACCUUGUCCAAGAUUUGCCCAUCAGCUUGUUUAUGAUGAGUUACAUAAGGUGCAUUACUUAUUUGGUGGGAACCCAGGAAAAUCUUGUUCUCCAAAGAUGAGACUUGAUGACUUCUGGUCACUGAAGCUGUGUCGACCUUCAAAAGAUUACUUGCUGAGACACUGCAAGUACCUCAUAAGAAAACACAGAUUUGAAGAAAAAGCCCAAAUAGAUCCUCUUAGUGCUCUAAAAUAUUUGCAAAAUGAUCUCUAUAUAACUGUGGAUCAUUCAGACCCAGAAGAGACAAAAGAGUUCCAACUCCUAGCUUCUGCUCUAUUCAAAUCUGGUUCAGAUUUUACAGCUUUAGGCUUUUCGGAUGUGGAUCAUACCUAUGCUCAAAGAACUCAGCUCUUUGACACCUUAGUAAAUUUCUUUCCUGACAGCAUGACUCCUCCUAAAGGCAACCUGGUAGAUCUCAUCACACUGUAACUGAAGAGUCACUAGCCACACAAGUGGAGAACAGUAGUCACUUUCAGUGUUUGGAUCACAACUCUGUUGACUGAAGUGAAGCUGCAGUGACUGAGGACUGCACCAGAGUGUUGAAGGGAUCUUUACCAUCACAAGUUUUAACCCUCUUCCUUCGUACUUGACCUCAACCCCAUUCUCAUUUUAUUCCUAAAGUAGGCUAAUAAAGUGAAAUUGGUAUUCUUUCCAUUUAAAUAUAUAUUUUUCUUAUUUUAAUUUUUGGGAGUUAAUGAGUAUAAAAAAUUAAGCUGUUUAUCUUUUUGUAGUUUUUCAUUUCUUUUAAAUUGGAAGAACAGCACUACCAACAGACUCAGAGUGCUACAAGAAUUUGGGAUUUUGUUGCUGUGUAGUUUUGCCUUUGUUUCCUCUUCCCUUUCACUGUACCUCACAGUGACAGCUGCUUAGGAGUGGUGUCAGUUAGUAGACUUCUUCAUUCUUAAACAGGGAUAUAGUUCUGUAGGACAGUUGAUGUAUGUUAAAGUGAUAUAUGUGGUUGACUUGUUUUAUAUUACAUUGAACAAUAGACAAGACAGAGGCUCAAAUUUGCACCUAUUGUCAUAAAACUAAAAAAUGGAACUCAAGAUUGGCCAAGACACCCUAUCACAGAUUGGUAUAUAAUGUUUUAUGUUAUAUUUUAUAGUAGAUAAUACAGUAGCAGUUGGCUUUCACUCACAGAAACUGAUACUAAGAGGAGUCAUUCUAAAAAUGGCCACUAGGAAAGAUCCAGUAGUGAUCAAUAUGUUUGUUGAUAUCUUUGGAACAGUUCUGAAAGAAAUUGACUGCUCUGGUAGAGCUGUUUAAAACCAGGAUUCUCAUUUCUCCCAUGUGCUCUUUUUAGCAGUUCAUUUGGAGGCAUGUGGGAAGUAUUCAUUCAUUCUUUUCGUACAUCUCCUCGAUCUAUUUCUGAAUACUGAUAUGUAUGAAGAGGAAUGAUUUGUGAUUAUCCAGUGCUCUAUAACUGACAGUCAUGUCAUUAAGCACCAUAACCAACGUUUUUUGUUUUUCUGU